This is a messenger RNA of Colias croceus (clouded yellow), 4031 nucleotides long. RefSeq names its product kazrin (gene Liprin-gamma). Bases 370 to 3438 code for a protein of 1022 amino acids. Lineage: Eukaryota; Metazoa; Arthropoda; Insecta; Lepidoptera; Pieridae. The record is from RefSeq and is a predicted model, not a curated record. The transcript has 20 exons. Gene Ontology annotation, molecular function: protein binding.
AGAGCUACGCGCGUACGCUACGAAUCGCUACGCUACGUAGUCGAUCAAGUAUACUAACGACAAAUUACGCGCCGUGCGGACUACUGUGACAAUACUUCCGAACCACCCUAGAACUCGUGUGCGUGUUGUGUAUUUAAACUAUCUAUUUGUGUGGACUGUGGAAUAUCUUCUAACGAGCUUACCAUGAAAGUGCUGACGUGUUGACACCGACAAGUAUAACGUUGAAAAGCACCACAACGGUUUUGGGAAACUUCAUUAAAAGAUAGUUUGUGAAAGAGAAAAGUUUGUUUGAGUAAAGUGGUGAACAAAGGAAGCAUGCGGCAGGGAGGCGCAGGUGGAUAGCAUGACAGCGUUUGCCACAGCGGCCUGAUGGCGCUAGUGCGCCGUAUUCUAGGCGACGCCCAGGCGAAACUUCGCAAAAUGGUCGAUGAACAAGUAUCAGUGGGAACAAGAGUGGAAACUGAAGCGGAGCCAGAGCCCGCUGAUCCUCUCAUCACACCAGCUUGUUCGGCGCUCGAUAGAUCAGAUUUAGAUAGACCAGUUCCUCCAGAAAGACGUCUCUUAAUUAGAACACUUGACAAACCGCGAAAUGGGGCGCUAAAUGGCGAUCGAGAAGCAACACUCAAUAGAACGACACGACUAUCGAUUAGGAACGGGAAAGACAAUCCAUUUAUUGUUUCUUCCCCAGAUGAUGACAAUAAAGAAAAUCAAACAAAUGGGAAGCUUGAAUCUCCUAUAAAAUGGAAUCAAAAUGGAAGCGACAGUGGGACAUAUGCAGAAAUAGGCAAUAGUAACACAAGUGAUAAGAAUCCUUUAGACCCAGCCGAUAGUUCCGAAGAAGAAGUUCCUUUACCUGACGCGACUUCGCCUGGAAGAAGUAGCGAUGGACCUGAACCCAGAGCUGAUAUCACAGCCACGCUCGAUGGAGACGCGGCGUCCCCCGGCGGCCGCUCGGACCGGUCCCGGCAGGAGGACGUGCCCGCGUCCCCCGGGAUGCUCACCGCCGCGCAGAUGGCUCGCCGCCUGCGGCUGGAGAACGAACGAUUACAGGCGGAGUUAACGCGGGUUCGUCGCUUGCUGGUAGCAGCAGUGGAGCGCGGAGAGGCGGGCAACGCGCUGGUCGAGCGCCAGGAGGGACAGGACGUGGCGCUCGACCCGCAGCAGCUGGAGAAGGAGCUGCUGCUCGCGAGGGAGGCUGUCAGCUCCCUCAAGGCUGAUAAGAAGCGGCUUAAAGCUGAGAAAUUCGAUUUACUGAACCAGAUGAAGCAACUCUACGCGACUCUCGAGGAUAAAGAAAAGGAGCUCAGGGAUUUUAUUAGAAAUUAUGAACAGAUGAGAUCGCGUAGUGGUGCGUCAUCCGCGCUAGGAGCGGAGCGGGCGGAGCGUGAGCGGGAACGCGCGGCCUUACUGCGGCACGCGCGGGACGAAGCGGAGCGCUCUCUGCAGCUCGCUGCGGCGCUCAGCGCGAGGGACACGCAGCUAAGACAUGCGAGGGAACAGCUGUUUGAGGCUCGAAGACAACUACAAGCGGCUGGGUGUCUCUCAGAAGGCGAGAGCGUGGCGUCUCUGGGCAUCGGGCCGCCGAUGAUGCUCGGUCCCUCCGGCCUCAUCGGUGACAGAGGCAGCUGCAGCGCUGAUUCAGGUGUUAGAGUUACAGGUAGCAGCGAUGGUGGCGCCACGUCGGUGUGCGGCGGCAACCUGUCGGACUCGACCGCGGAGGGCGCGCACACCGCCGACCCGUACGACGCGGACGCGGUCUCGCUCGUCUCCUCCGCGCACCCUAUAUACCAGCUGAGCACGCCGCGCGACUGCAGCCCGACGCUGUCGCCGCACAAUAGCGCGUCCCCAUUCACCCGCUCCAUUGAUGCUGGCUCGCUCUCCAGGUCAGUAGAACAGCUAUCCAGUCCGGGAGAAUGCGAGUCAUCGCUCGCUAGCGGUAUGCGGUCGCGCGCGGCUAAAGCGGGCCGCGGGCGAGGCUCCGCGUGGGGCUCUAUAUCGCGAGUAUUCGCACGCAGCAGACACCGCACCAAGUCUGGCAGUGCGGCGUCUAGUGGACAUGAGAGUGAGCCAGUAUACGCCGGCGGCAGCACACGCUCGUGGUCACCACUGGGCAGCGAGGCGGCGCUGCGUGAAGCGGCCUCACUACCGCUCUCACGGUGGCGCGCGCCCGCCAUCAUCGCGUGGCUCGAGCUCGCGCUCGGCAUGCCGCAGUACGCGGCCACCAUCGCGGACAAUGUGAAGAGCGGGAAGAUCCGUGCUUUGAAUGGGCAGGUACUGCUAGAGCUGACAGACACGGACCUAGAGGUGGGGCUGGGGAUAGCGCAGCCGAUGCACCGCAAGAAGCUGCGGCUCGCGAUCGAGGAGCGGCGCCGGCCCGACCUCGUGCGCAGCCCGGCCAUCGCGCAGCUCAGCCACGCCUGGCUCGCCGCCGAGUGGCUGCCCGACUUGGGCCUGUCGCAGUACGCAGAGUCCUUUUUGGCGAAUCUGGUGGACGCCAGAAUGCUCGACACAAUAAGCAAAAAGGAAUUGGAGAAAUAUUUGGGUGUGACGAGGAAAUUCCAUCAAGCCUCAAUCGUCCACGGCAUUCAUUUGCUCAGAAUUAUGAAGUACGAUCGACAGGCUUUAGCCGUACGCCGUCACCAAUGUGAGAAUGUGGACGCCGAUCCGCUUGUGUGGACCAAUCAACGUUUCAUCCGCUGGGCUCAUAACAUCGACCUGGGCGAAUUCGCUGACAACCUAAAAGAUAGUGGAGUUCACGGAGGAUUAGUAGUUCUUGAACCCUCUUUCACUGGAGAGACGAUGGCCACUGCUCUCGGAAUACCACCUUCCAAAAGUAUUAUUCGGAGGCAUUUAGUGGCUGAAUUUGAUGCCCUCAUCAUUCCAGCAAGGAAUAUGUUCGGACAUCAAAUAAGAAUGUUAGGUAGACCGUAUUCGAGAUCUGUAGCUACUGGUUUACCUGGAAUUGAUUUUAAUGCUGACUCCAGACGACAUAGCUUAAGGGGUUCAAUCACGCGAGCAUUAGGGGCUUUAAAAUCCAAACACGACCGGACCUCUCCAUCUAGUUCUAGCGAAAGUUCUAGUGUGCUAAGCUUAGGUCCUUCAUACCAGAUGUGCUACUCCCCUCCCAUAGGGGGCAGGACGCUAUCUCAGCUCAGUAUGACGUAUGCCCCUCCCCCCACUUUACAAGAAUAUGAACCAAUAUACACUCCUCUGAGUUUGUAUUCACAAUCGAGUGUGUCGACGAGAGAUAGCCUGCAGAGAUUGAAUGAAAUUAAGGAAGGCAUCACGCAUAGAUACGGACAAAGAGCGGAUCACGCUCACCGCGUGAGCUCGCCGCUACCGAGCAAGUCGGUCGACGACUCGGCCGUCAAACAACGGAGACAUAGACGCGUCAAAAGUAUCGGUGACAUUAACGCAUGUAGCAAAGCAUCCGUGUAACACAAACAGAGCGUGUGUGCCGAGCACACGUGUCAGAAGUGAAACUUCUCUGGCAAGAUUCAAAAAUACCAAAAUCGAUGACGUGACGGAUUUUGAAAUUUUACUCUCAAGUCUCAACGCGCCUAAAGAAGCUUCACUUCAAAGUUCCACAAAACAAUUACAUAUUACUCAGCAUAUCCUAUUUUACAACUAUUCCGUUAUAGACUGAUUAUAUUUCGUAUGAUCUUCAUUUAUUUACGCGAUACUCAAUAUUUUGUAAUGUCACUUUAUCACAUAACUACUGCUGUAUUUUUGCUGUACACUGUGAUAAUAAAUAAUCUCACAAAUUUGAAUGGAUACGUACAUUUUAUAAAAGAUACUUAUUACAGUCGAAGUUUGGCAACGAUGAUACAUAAGUAAUGUUUCUAUAGCGUGCCCGGUUUCAGGUUUCGUACCUAUUUGUAUUCGUCGUUUAAUUCAGCAAUUUACUCUUUGUACUCCACACUUCGACCGUAAUUUAUUAUUUUGUAAGUAUACAAAAUAUUAGUCAAUUUCUGUAUAUUUAGUAUUUAAAACGAGCUUUACAUUUUAGUAUCAUAUUUAUUUUGUUGUGA